This is a messenger RNA of Xiphias gladius (swordfish), 4943 nucleotides long. Its product is annotated as AP2-associated protein kinase 1-like. NCBI's taxonomy places the organism in Eukaryota, Metazoa, Chordata, Actinopteri, Istiophoriformes, Xiphiidae. The transcript is spliced from 19 exons. The coding region runs from base 742 to 3921 and encodes 1059 amino acids. Gene Ontology annotation, biological process: protein phosphorylation. Gene Ontology annotation, molecular function: ATP binding; protein kinase activity. The record is from RefSeq and is a predicted model, not a curated record.
AUGAGAAGUCCAGCAGGAUGGAGCCCGCAGAGAGGAGCUGGAGAGGACUCUUCCCACUAGCACCUACUCUGUUUGUAGCUACGUUAGCUCUGUCAUUAAGUUAGUUGGCCAGCCGUGUUGUUACAUCCCGCUGUACGCACAAAAGCAGUGGAGGGCUGUCAUUUUCCCUACGUCAAAGUCGAGUAGAGCAGUCGGUGAACUACGCAGCAUUUCGUGUGGAUGAUAGCAGUGGAGAUGUGUAAUAAGCUGCACUGGACACUUAAGGACCUACCUGGCUGCCAGUCCAUCAACUGACAGCUGUCACCGCAGCUAGCUCCUUAGCUAGCUGGCUAAGUGAGCCAUCGGCUAACAAGUGUUUUUUUUCGGGCUCAUAGCCUGGCAAAUUUAGCCAGCCAUCGCUGCUUUCGGUUCAGAGUGGAAAGAAGUGACCUCCUCAUAAACGUUUUACUUUAUUAUUUUUACAAGAAUAUUUGACACCGCCUGCUGUUCAAGCCAUGAGUUAGCCAAGGAGCGUCGGGCAGCAGUGUUUGAAAUAUUUUGAGGUCUAGCUAGUUAGCUAGCAUUUCGCUCUAAGCUAGCUAACUACAUUCAUUCAAUUAUUGAAAAACUGCUAAAGCGUUAACACCACCACCCUAGCGACCAGGGACUGGGCACCUCCAAUCGUAGUCUUUGUUAGGAGUAUUAUAUGUUAUAUGUUAUACAUUUUUGACUUGACCGUGCCGUGAAUAACAUCUGGGAGAAAUGAAGAAAUUUUUUGAUUCUCGUCGGGAGUUGGUGAGCUCUGGGCCUGGUUCUGGAGCCGGUGGAGGAGGCGCUGGGUCCGGUGGCGGUGGCAGCUUCAUCGGACGGGUCUUUACCAUUGGACGAUAUCAAGUGACCGUCGAGGAAAUUGUCGCAGAAGGAGGAUUUGCCAUAGUUUUCUUGGUGCGGACUCAUCAAGGCCUACGUUGUGCACUGAAAAGGAUGUAUGUCAACAAUGAACAUGAUCUGCAAGUCUGCAAACUUGAGAUACAGAUUAUGAGGGACCUAGUGGGCAACAAAAACAUAGUUGGUUUCCUGGACUCAAGCAUAGCUGCAGUUGGAGCUGGCGACGUGUGGGAAGUCCUAAUUUUGAUGGACUUCUGUCGAGGUGGGCAGGUGGUUAACCUAAUGAACCAGCGGUUACAGACGGGCUUCACUGAAACCGAGGUGUUACAGAUCUUUUGUGACACAUGUGAGGCGGUCGCUCGUCUCCACCAGUGCAAAGCUCCAAUUAUCCAUCGAGAUCUCAAGGUGGAAAAUAUUCUUCUGCACGACCGGGGGCAUUACGUGCUCUGUGACUUCGGAAGUGCCACCAACUGCUUCCAAAAUCCUCAGACAGAGGGGGUGCCAGUUGUGGAGGAGGAAAUCAAAAAGUACACUACUCUGUCAUACCGUGCUCCAGAGAUGGUCAACCUCUAUGGUGGAAAGGUCAUCACAACAAAAGCAGACAUUUGGGCCAUGGGUUGUCUACUCUAUAAGCUGUGCUACUUCACACUUCCUUUUGGGGAGAGCCAAGUGGCUAUCUGUGAUGGCAGCUUCACUAUCCCAGACAACUCCCGCUACUCCCAGGACAUGCACUGUCUCAUUAGAUACAUGCUGGAACCUGACCCAGAUAAGAGACCGGACAUCUACCAAGUAUCCUACUUUGCCUUUAAACUGGCUCGACGAGAGUGUCCAGUCCCAAAUGUAAAUAAUUCACCCAUUCCUGCAAAACUACCUGAGCCUAUCAGAGCCAGUGAAGCAAUGGCCAAAAAGAGUCAAACCAAAGCCAGGCUUACAGACCCCAUUCCUACCACGGAAACCUCAAUUGCACCCCGACAACGGCCUAAGGCUGGCCAGGCUCAGCCCCAGCCAAUAUCAGGCAUUCUUCCCAUCCAGCCAGCUCUCACGCCACGCAAGAGACCCAAUGUGGCCGCUGGAGCGCCCCAGGCCAUAGGUGUUGGUAUCAGUGUCCCACCUACAGCUGUAGCUGCUGUCCAAACUUCUCAACAGGCCCCUGCUGUACAGGCUGCACCACAGCCAGCCCAGGCGGCCAACAUGCAGCCACAGGCUACACCACAGCAUCACCAGCUCUUCACGAAGCAGCAGCAGGCCUCAGCCUUCUUAAGCCCACAGAGUAACCAGCAGGCAGCUGGCCGAGGGAUUCACAAAGUCGGCUCCUUGACGCCCCCCUCGUCGCCAAAGAUGGCCCCUAAGAGUGGCCACAGACGCAUCCUGAGCGAUGUCACCCACAGUGCCGUGUUUGGGGUUCCAGUCAGCAAGUCCACCCAACUACUUCAGGCGGCCGCAGCUGAGGCCGGCCUCAACAAGUCCAAAUCAGCCAGCACUACUCCUUCUGGCUCCCCCUGCUCGUCCCAGCAGAGUGUGUAUCAUCCAGGUGAUGGUGACGCCCCAUCAUCCCUCACUGCACCCAAUGCUCAGCCCAGCUGGAACCCCUUUGGGGAUGAUAACUUCUCCAAGCUAACAGCUGAGGAACUGCUCAACAAAGACUUUGCAAAGCUAUCUGAGACUGCUCAACCAGGGGAGAAGAUCACAGGCUCCAGUGAAAACCUUAUUCCAGGGCUCAAUGCUUUUCCAGAGAAGCUGAUUGAGGGACUGAGGUCCCCUGAAACUUCUCUGCUGCUCCCUGACCUCUUAACCCUGGGUGACCCCUUCAAUAGUUCUGCAGAGAGCUCCACCAAUGCAAAGGCAGAGAUGUGUGUGGAUUCACUGAUCCCUGGUUUGGAAGCCCCCCAGGCCCAGCGACAUUCAGCCCAGCCAGAGCUUAUCCCUGCCAGCAUGCCAGACUCUCUUACUGGGGAGGAUUCUCUGCUGGGUUGCGAUCUCUUAUCUCAUACUCCUCUUCACGGAAACCAGUCUGUUUCUGCUCUUCCCUCCUCCUCCUCGUCCUGCUCCUCUGCUCCUCCCGGGUCCGGCUCUGGAUCCUGUCUGGAGGAGCUACCACCUGGUCAGACAGCUUCUGACUCUGCUUUCCUCAUGUCGUGUGGGGAGAAGGGCAAUGACGACGAGUUUGACCCUAUUCCUGUGCUCAUCUCCAAAAACUCACAUCAAGAUCUGCAGGGGGAGAGCAAUGGCUACUCUGUGCUUGGGGAGGGACAAGAGACUGAACCUCUAGAAGGAGAUCCUCAAAUAAACGAGGGCUGUGUGCACUCCAGUGAUGAAGAGGAGGAGAAAGAAGUCCAGAAAGAAGAGCAGCAGGAUGUGGGGACCAUUGACAGUCAUGUAGCAGCCCAUGACUGCAGCGGCUCCAGACCUCUGCUGCUGGACUCCGAGGAUGAAGAGGAGCAAGGACCUCAGUUAGCCCUCCACUCAUCACAGCAAUCCAGCACAGUACCAACACAACCAACAACUACCUUCCAUCAACCUACUCCAAGCCCCUUUGCUCAGAAUCAUUCCCAGCAUGUACCCGAGCCAGCAAAGGGGACAGAUCUUGCUGCAGAUGUCUUCUCUAAAGCCCCCUUUCGGAUUGCGCAAGAGGAGGCGGGUGACGUGUUUGCCAAUGCACCGUUUCCACGCGCCCCCAUUGCAGCUGAGCAGCAGCUUGAUGUAUUCUCUCAGGCUCCCUUCGGAAAAAGAAAGGAGGCUACCGGAGCUCAGCCCAAGACCUCCUACCCGCAUGCAGCGGGGGUUCAUGUUGUAACCCCCGAUCAAGGCGUGUUGGGACAGGUUCCCCCUCAACCAUUCCGCCCUCAAUCCCUGGCCAAAUAUUCCCGACACUUUGAAGGACCCGUUCCCCAGCAGCUGGUAGCAGCUCACAGAGUAGUGUCUACUGUGAGCAGGCAAGCUGCUGUGGAAUCAGUCCCUGUUGGACCUCUUCACUCAUGGACGUCAGAAGUGAGUGCUGUAGACCCCUUUGUCUCUGCACCCUUCCACCUGAAGGCACCGCAAGAAAAGCCCUGAAUGCACACUCUGAGGUCAGGGCAGCGGGUAUCGGCGUCACUGAAUUAUGCAAACUAUAUCAGGCAUACUGCAUGCUGACACCAACGCUGCAGCUGGACUGCAGGCCUGCAUGAAUCUCCAUCUCAACCGGCUCCAAUUAGAUCUGAUGGUGCAAAGUCAGAGCAAGAAAACUGACAUCCUUCUCAGACUCCUAGUCACUUUUUAUUUUUCCUGUCACAUCCUUUUACCUUUUUAAUUGUCCUUAAUCCUUUUGGUACGUACAUCUACACAAAGACGAUAUGGAGGUCAAGCAUUUGAUUGUUUUCUUGCCUACCUCAGUUACUUUUUGUGUCAGCGCUAAAAUACCACAAUAGUGAGGGAGUUUGUCUGAGGCUUUGGCAGUUUUAUUUCCUGUAUAUUUGAGCUUUACUGUGAAAUUAUGAUCUGGUAACGCCUCCUUCCUCCAUUAUAUUAGUUCUGAGAAAGAAAAGAUACAGCUUGAAUCAAGGGAUCGUAACUUCACAGAAGCCAGAAAGAGGAAAAGAGUGAAACAGAUCCGCAGUCUCUGAACACUACUGUGAGAGUUUUGUGACUAGAUGUUUGAGAGGAAUUUAUCUGUACUUACAUCAAACAAGAAAUUUGUAAAUGGUUUUACAACUGUGCCCAGAAGGUCAAUAGUUUUGGAAGCUUUAUGCUUGACAGUUUGUUAUAAAGCAGAUGCUGGAUAAUGAUGCAUAGACAUUUCAAAGAUAACAUUCGUUGAUAUGAAAUGGCUUUUUUUUUUUUUUUUCUUCUCAGUCCAAAAUUUUUGUCAUGUGUGUUAUGUUUGUUGUCACUGUCCUGUCUAAUGAAAAUGGAAUAUCGGUCUUUGUUCCAUGUAUUGUACGAGCCUUAUAUAAAUGUUAGGCAUAGAAAAUUCAUAAUAGUAGUUCCUAUAUUACAGAAGAUUCACUUUUUCUUUGUUUCGCCUUACUUUACACAAUCAUAUUUCUGAAGCCUUACACUCUUCCAGUACUUCCCUCCCACCACAUCAACCCUCCUAA